AUGAGGGCUAAAUGGGACAUCCCCAAGGAAGUUGAGUUCAGACGAACGGGAGUGGAUUGGCUGCAGAACCUCCUUCUGCCACAAUCAGCUAGCAUCAGAAACAGGAUCUUGAUGAUACUGUGGAAAGCCUGGAGUCUCAGGAACAACACCAUCCAUGGGGAUGGGAAGGAUACUGUCACGGGAGCAAUGCAUCAACUCCUCAGACUGGGCGAAGAAUUGUUAGCGGCCGAGCAGGCUGUUAACAUGCCUGUUAGCAAACAAGCAAUCACACUUUUUGAUCAGAGCACAGCCAAGCCUGCACCCCCGGAAAAUAAUCGCUGGAUAGCACCUGCAACUGGGUAUAUAAAAAUCAACUGUGAUGCGGCCUUUCUUAAAGAGUCAGGGGACACUUGGGGAGGAGCAGUAGCUCGAGAUCAUCGGGGUUUUGUCCACUUGUCCGUCGGACGUCGGCUGAGCCAGUGCAACUCGGUAGAAGAGGCAGAGGCAGCUGCUGUACUGAUGGGAAUGUCUGAACUGUUGAACGUUUAUGGGGGACCUACAAUCCUGGAGGUGGACUGCGCUGCAGUGGGCCGGAACUUGAUCUCGGAGGACCCCUGCAAGUCGUCUAGCUAUGCAAUCAUAGCUGACAUAAAGAAAACCUCAAAUGCCUUCCAAAGGUUUGAGGUCAGGGUGAUCAACAGAGCUCAAAACGAGCUGGCUCACCAGAUUGCAGCCACAACAAGGGCAUCAGGUGACCACAAAGUGGUGGCAGGAGUGCAUGAUUCAGUGAGGCAACAGAUGCUGGCGUCGGGGAAGAACCUGCUCACCGGCGCCAACUUCGGCUCCGCCGCGUCCAGCUACUCCGACGACACGGCGGCCAUGUAUGACGCAAUCACGCUGUCGCAGCAGCUCAAGUACUACAAGGAGUACAGGUCGAAGCUGGCGGCGGUGGCCGGUCGGCGGCAGGCGCGCACCAUCCUCGCCGAGGCGCUGUACGUCGUGAGCACCGGCACGGGCGACUUCAUCCAGAACUACUACCACAACGCCUCCCUGUCCGCCCGCUACGACGUCGACCGCUACUGCGACCUCCUCGUCGGCAUCUUCUCCGGCUUCGCCGACGAGCUGUACAGGCUGGGGGCGCGGCGGAUCGGCGUGACGACGAUGCCACCGCUGGGGUGCCUGCCGGCGACGAUCAGGCUGUACGGCAAGGGCCGGAGCCGCACCGGGUGCCUGCCGAGGCUCAACCGUGACGCCGAGACCUUCAACCGGAAGCUGAACGCCACCGUGGGGGCGCUGGUGAGGCGGCACGCGGGGCUCAAGGUGGCCGUCUUCGACGUCUACACGCCGCUCCGGGGCCUCUCCGAGAGGCCGGCCGCGCACGGCUUCGCGGAGGCCAGGAGGACGUGCUGCCGGACGGGGAAGGCCGGGACGAGGGUGUACCUCUGUGACCCGGCGACGGCGGCCCGGAUGUGCCGGAACGCCAGCAGCUACGUGUACUUCGACGGCGUGCACCCGUCGGAGGCGGCCAACCUGGUCGUCGCCGAGUCCCUGGUGUCGGCCGGCAUCGACUUGCUCACCUAGUAAGCGUGAGGCGACAAGGGCGUACGUACUACUUGCAGCUGCAGCUGCUGCAGAUCGACCAACUUAUCUGGAGUGUGUGUGUAUCCAUGAGUGUAGCAAUUAAUGCUUCCAAUAUGUUUCCUACAAUGUGUGAGCCCUUGUUGCUAUAGCUAUGUAAUUUGUCGAAAAGCAUAAUUUGUGAAAAAAUGUAUGUUAAUAUAUUUUUCAACUCAA
This is a messenger RNA of Aegilops tauschii subsp. strangulata, 1773 nucleotides long. RefSeq names its product GDSL esterase/lipase At5g03820. Gene Ontology annotation, cellular component: apoplast. The record is from RefSeq and is a predicted model, not a curated record. NCBI's taxonomy places the organism in Eukaryota, Viridiplantae, Streptophyta, Magnoliopsida, Poales, Poaceae. Gene Ontology annotation, molecular function: hydrolase activity, acting on ester bonds.